Messenger RNA from Linum tenue, 2275 nucleotides. NCBI's taxonomy places the organism in Eukaryota, Viridiplantae, Streptophyta, Magnoliopsida, Malpighiales, Linaceae. The record is from the annotation of a GenBank genome assembly.
AGCAAAUGUCUCCAGAGUCCAGACUCGACCCUCUGGAAUCCUGUUCAGCUCAGCACUCCCCGCUCCCGAACACACGAAACGACUUUGAGUUAGACUCGCUCUCUCAAACAAUUCCCUCUUUUCUCUCUCUCUUCCGAUUCUCCUCAAGAUUUCCUCCGACGACGAAUCCACCAUGGCCGGCCAGCGCAACGACUACGGCAAGAGAUCCCAUUCACAGUCCGACUACGGGGGCGGCAAGCGCCGCAACCCGGCGGGCGACGAGACCGGCGAGCUUCAACACGGGAUUGGCAACGACGACACAGUCUACCGCUACUUGUGCCCUCUCAGAAAGAUUGGGAGCAUUAUCGGACGUGGCGGGGAGAUCGCCAAGCAGCUGAGGGCCGAGAGCAGGUCAAGUAUUCGAAUCAGCGAGUCGAUUCCAGGGUUUGACGAGCGCAUUGUCACGAUUUACAGCUCCAGCGAGGAGACCAAUUCGUUUGGGGAGGACGAGGAACUGGUCUGCCCCGCUCAGCAUGCGCUCUUUCUCGUUCACGAUAGGGUUGUGGCGGAGGAGCUAGGAGGUGGUGGCACUCGUGGUGGUGAUGGUGGUGGUGGGGGUAGUGAUGAGGAAAGGGAAGAAGAGGACGAGCUUGGAGAACUUCAGCAGAAGCAAGUCACUUUAAGAAUGCUUGUUCCUUCAGAUCAGAUUGGAUGUGUUAUUGGGAAGGGCGGCCAGGUGAUUCAGAACAUUCGGAGUGAGACCGGUGCUCAGAUUCGGAUUCUGAAAGAUGAACAUCUUCCCCCUUUUGCCUUAACUAAUGACGAGCUUCUCCAGAUUGUAGGAGAACCUACAGUCGUUAAGAAGGCGCUUCUUCAAGUAGCGACUCGCCUUCAUGUGAAUCCUUCUCGCUUUCAGCAUUUGCUUUUGUCUACUUCCAACAACCCGUAUCAAUCAGGUGGCAUGUUUGUAGCACCAAAUGCAGGUGUCCCGGCAAUGGGUGCUUAUGGAAGCUACAAAGGUGGCUGGCCAUCCUCGUACCCUGAGUCAAGAGAUGAUGGUGGUUCUGCUAAGGAUUUUGCUGUUCGUUUGCUCUGUCCAAUGGGAAAUAUUGGAAGUGUGAUUGGGAAAGGAGGUGUUAUUAUCAAACAAAUUCGUCAGGAAACUAGGGCUUCCAUCAAAGUAGAUAGCUCGGCCGCUGAAGGAGAUGAUUGUAUUAUCUUUAUAUCAGCAAAAGAGGUUUUGGAUGAUCAAUCUCCAACCAUCAAUGCUGCACUGAAAUUGCAGCCUCGAUGCAGUGAGAGAACUGAAAGAGACUCUGGAGAUUCUGUCCUCACAACCCGUUUACUUGUACCAAGAUCACAGGUCGGAUGCCUUAUGGGUAAAGGUGGAUCCAUUAUUUCUGAGAUGAGGAGUGUAACUAGGGCAAGCAUAAGGAUUCUUUCAGAGGAUAAUCUUCCCAAGAUUGCCACUGAAGAGGAUGAAAUGGUGCAGAUCACUGGAAACCAUGAUGUUGCCAGUAAUGCCCUUUUACAAGUAAUGCUAAGGUUGAAAGCCAAUGUAUUUGGAAGAGAUGCUGCCUUAUCUUCAUUUCCUCCGGCUCUUCCAUAUGUCCCAAUGCCCGUGGACAUGUCAGAUGGUCUGAAACAUGGAGGCCGAGAUACUCGUGUACGUGGUGGAUACCCAUCAUCCUCUGGGACAUAUGGCGACGAUUAUCCCAAUUCAUUUGUGAGUUUUUCUUUGUUUUAUCAGGGACAAUGUGAUGGAGAAACUGGUGGUUAUGGUGCAUAUGGCAGCUUGUCUUCUGGUCGAUCCAGCAGUGCUGGGUUGGCAGGCCAAAGCCCCAUGUCACAAAGAAAGCAUCAUGGAUAUUAGUUUCCAUGAUCUCGCAGCAGCAACAAUCUACAAAUCCCGAAGCCUGCCCCUAUGCCCAUUUGAUGAAGCCUUCAGCCUAGAACAGAAAAAGCUCACAGAUGAACUGCGUUUGAGAAAAAUUGUACUUCACCUCGGUCCACCCCCAUGAUGCUUACUUUGGACCUUCCGUGAACUGAUGAUGCAACUGAUCAUUCAAAUUCUGGACCUUGACACGAUAUUUUAAGUUUUAAGCUGCCCGUCCCAGCCAUUAUUUAUGCCUAUAUGGUAUGUUUUUUAUGUAACAGCAAUAAUAGGUAGCUCUGUGUGUCUGUAUGAUGUUUGCAAAUUAGUCUUCUUCCUUGGCUUAGAUACUCAAAUAGCAAUUGGUUGUUGUUGUUUUCAAUCAGCAUAAUGGUUGAGGUAUUGGUUGUAUAAUGUACACUC